AUGACCGAGGCGCCCAGUAGCAUUGAGGGGCUACGGCCGUCGCUGUCGAGGAGAAACAGCAAGCCGUCGUCGUUGCGCAUAGAUCACAGCCAGGCUGCAUGGAAUGGCGACAUCGUGGUAGAGGAGCAAUCGCCAGUGCGCUCCAAGACUCCACGGGUGAAUGGGCAUCGAGAAGAGCAUGACCGCGCCUCGUUGCGGCCACCGCCCAAUCAGGACAGAACUGCUACAGCUGCCCAUUUCUUAGUCCCAUCAUCAUCCAGCUCGCCAACUGACAUGGAUAACAACGAUUCAAGGAUGAUGCCAAUGAAGUCGCCGUGCUUCGUGCAUUCCCACCUUGAUAAAGGCGCAUCGCUAUCAGAUUGGCUUCAUGCGAAACAAACCGAGGUCCCACAUCUUGACGCAGACGUAGGCGUAGCAAAAUCUCUCCAGCGGCACAAUGCACCUCUGCAUAGGAAGAUACCAGCGCCAGCACUCGAACUGCCUAAUCCUGACGGAUCAGCCGACAUGCUAACCGGGGACGACGACGAGGGAUCUUUCGGCGGUAGCUUGACGAAACAGCUCGCAGAAACAGCUGUGGGUGUCAGGGAAAUGAGCAAGCAGCUUGGUCGUGCUCGCAUUCGCUCUAACAUCCAGCAUGUAUUGAUCGUUACCAAAGCCAGAGACAACAGAUUGAUCAAGUUGACUCGAGAACUUGCUCUCUAUCUCAUGCUUAAGCAUCGUAAUGGUCAUCGCGGUCUUGUUGUUUAUGUAGACCAUCAGCUUCGUCACUCCAGGCGGUUUGAUGCUGAUGGCAUUGAACGUGAUCAUCCUGAACUGUUUAUACCACUACCCAGACGGCGAUCUUCGAGUAGCAAUUCGUUAUCUUCGUUAUCUUCGUCCUCCGCGUCUCAGCCAGACGAUUAUGUCGGAUCCCAUGAAGGUCAGUUACGAUACUGGACAAGUGAAAUGUGCAGUAAAAGUCCGCAUCUAUUCGAUUUCGUCGUUACAUUAGGAGGGGAUGGAACCGUUCUUUUCACUUCCUGGUUAUUUCAACGCAUCGUGCCUCCAGUGUUGCCAUUUGCUUUAGGUUCUCUUGGUUUUCUCACUAAUUUUGAUUUUGCCGAUUAUCAAGCUGUAAUGGACUCUGCCAUUGACGCUGGUAUUCGCGUGAACCUUCGCAUGAGGUUCACAUGCACUGUUUAUAGAGCUGUUUUUGAGAAGGGCAAAGGUCGGAAAGCAGUCAAGAAAGGUGAAACUGGAGAGAUCAUGAUGAAAAACAUGGAGAAAGGAGGGUGGGAGGCUCUAGAGGGUGGCUGGUCCGGAGGUUUCUCUAUGCCGGAUGGAGAGAAGUCUACCAAGGAUAAGGAGAUUAUGUGCUUCACGACUAGGCCAGUGGAGACAUUCGAGGUACUCAAUGACCUUGUUGUGGAUCGGGGGCCCAGCCCUUACGUCAGUUUGUUGGAACUAUUUGGCGACGAGCACCACAUGACAACUGUUCAGGCUGAUGGGCUCACUGUUUCCACUCCAACAGGGUCAACUGCCUAUUCCUUAUCCGCUGGCGGUUCUCUCGUUCAUCCAGAAAUUCCAGCCCUUCUUAUAACUCCAAUAUGUCCUCAUACGCUUUCAUUCAGGCCCAUGCUUCUGCCUGAUAGCAUGGAGUUGCGCAUAUGCGUGCCGUAUAAUUCCCGUAGCACUGCUUGGGCGUCUUUUGAUGGCCGUGGUCGUGUCGAGUUGAAACAGGGCGACCAUAUUAAAGUAACGGCAUCGAAAUAUCCGUUCCCCACCGUUUGCGCAGAUAAGCAGUCGACGGACUGGUUUCACGCAAUUUCCCGGACGCUCAAAUGGAAUGAACGUGAACGCCAGAAGUCAUUUGUUGUUGUUGAGGAAGGGCCAUCAAAGAAGAAUGUCAAACGCAACGGGUCUUUCAAGAGUAGUUCAGAUCACAUACCCCCCGAGCAACCCUUAGAGGAGGCCCUAGAAGACGAGGAUGAGGAUGAAGUUGCGGAAGACGAUGAUAAAUUCGACAUCGACGAUUCCUCACCUGAGGCUUCAACAAGCAGUGCAUCUGUGCAUAUCCCCAACGAACAGAAUAUGCGUGACGUUCAGGUUGGAGUAGCGAAAGCUAAAGAGCAGGCACUUGACUCGACGAAUGAAGAAUUAACCUCUACACCUGAGAUGGCUGCCUUAGCUUUAAGUCAAGGCAACAGAUUUAUGCGCUCUGCGAAAUCACGGUCACGGUCGCGAUCAUCAGGGCUGAGAUCUGGGGUCGAUACACCUGGUCGAUUUGCUGGUCCCACUCACCAUCCACCACCCAUAAGCGCUCGUCGAGUUGAAUUCGUAUCACAAAUCCCUUCUCCUACAUCCUCUCACUCUUCAAAUGAUUCACUAUCGACUAUGGACCUCGCUCAGCGGGGUACACGAGAUGACAUCCAUUCUCGCGACCAGUAUUUCAGCGCGAAGAGCAGGAUUCCGAAAGACAGAGAUUUUGAUGCGGAGACUAUACAGACUCCAACGAUGCCCCACUUGUCAGGCGACAGAAGGGGUCACCAUCGAGUAAACUCUAAAGACUACGAACACCACCAGCACCGUGCAUUCGCUGUUUGGGGCCACGAUGAAAGUGAUAGCAAUGCGAGCGAUAGCGACGCAUGAUAGAUGUCGAAUUUUUGACGGGCUAUCUCGAUCAACAGUAAUUGUCCAAUUAUCUUGUCUGUGGUUUUCAAAUCUAAGGAAAUGUCUAAUUGUAUCAUAAUUUUGUACCGGAAAGUUCACCAAGUAGAUCUGGAUAUAGACACUGACACUUUCAUUCUUCUGUUCUGUAGUGAUUGUACUUGCGGAGAGCAGUAUUGAACGCCCGAUUACUGAGCGUGUUUCAAUCGUGAUAUAUUUCUGUCUUUAUUGCAUGUACUACAUCGAUAUAGAACCAAUAAAGCUCUUGAUAAGUGCAUAAAUGUCUUCCGUCAACGCGUCUGCGUUAUUCAUACAUUGAGGACCAAGAAAACAAGGUGUGUGGGGGGGCUAGAACUAAAGAAAAAAUAAUAUACCACCAAGGGUAUUCAUAUUCAUACCCAUGCAUCAGGGUCUGCAAUGUUUUUCCACGGAGAGGGAACUGAACUGGGUGGAGCAGCUAAAGUUUGCUCGCUGUUGUUCAAGUUCAGAGAUUCAAUGGCAGCAGCAUAUGAAAGGUCUAAAACAUCAUGACUCGACGCUGAUGUCGAAGACUGAGGAAACUUGGGGAGUGUAAAACUUCCCUGUAAGGCCCUACGCGUUCGUCGUCACUUGAAUCGUCAACAUCAACAUCUUCCCUGACCCUUUCUUGAUGAGCCUGCUCAAUGAGUGGUACAAAUUGGCGAACAGCCUCCUCCAAACAUUGCCUGACAAAAGAAAUUCUAGGACGUUUCCGCCAUUCUGCCUGCCAACACAUCUCCAUCAGGUCCCAAACAAUAUCGGAUAGUCCGAGAGUCAAAGUAUCAAUCGGCCUUGUAGGCCUUAUGCCCAAAGUCACCUUGAAUACCACAGCUGCUUCACGGGCUUGUUCGUGAAAUGGUACCUUUCCGGAAAACCAUACAUAACCAUGGAAAAGGCAAAGAUAUCACUCUCCGCAGAUAGAGGUUUAUCGAGAUCUGAUUGCGCGGGAUGGAGCAUCUCGGGCGCCAUCCACCUGAUUGAACCGUGCACGGCAGAAGAAGUUGUGAUUGCGUUGACAGUGUUCGGAUCAUAAGUAACGGCAGUGAGACCGAAAUCAGACAGGCAUGCACGGCAGUCAUCGCUGAUUAAGAUGUUCUCCUUUGACGUCGCCAUAAAGCACGCCGAUUGAAUGGAGGUAGAAUAGCCCCUUAGAGAU
This is a messenger RNA of Serpula lacrymans var. lacrymans S7.9, 3820 nucleotides long. RefSeq lists its product as uncharacterized. Gene Ontology annotation, molecular function: NAD+ kinase activity. The coding region runs from base 1 to 2628 and encodes 875 amino acids. Lineage: Eukaryota; Fungi; Basidiomycota; Agaricomycetes; Boletales; Serpulaceae. Gene Ontology annotation, biological process: NADP+ biosynthetic process; NAD+ metabolic process. The record is from RefSeq and is a predicted model, not a curated record. The transcript is spliced from 10 exons.